CUCAGUGAACCGGUUUACUUGAUACAAUCAUUCCACAUUGCUGGCAUCUUAUAUAAAGAGCUACAUAUAUCUACUAUUCACGGUUUGAUGUUACAGAUAGAUUGCUUCGAAUUGCAUCGUAACUUCAUUAAAAAAAUUGUCGAGGUGGAAUUCUAGCUAGUCGUAUCUAAGUAGUGUUAAGUUACAGAACAAAUAGUGUUGAAAGUGUAUCUAUUUUUUCGUUCCUGACGUCAGGCUAUAUACCAACGGGGUGCAGAAUAGCUUUACGUGUUCAUUCUUUUAUGUUCCGUAAUUUGAUAAACGGACUCCAUUCAAUUGAUCAUCAAACGACGUGAGGAAUUUCCAUCCAACGACAUCCAACGAAGGAAAAAUGUUGUCCCACUUACUGAAAGAGAACAUCAACGUGAUUGUCAGCACCGGAAAUGUGCUGAACGUAAGCGACCUCCGGAAGAAAGCUGGCCAGAAACCAACAGAUGAGCUAACUGACUGUUUGCGGUCUACGUUUGCCGAUGCUGAAGUUAUUGAAACCGACGAUAAUCAGAAGCCUAAGAUAGUGACUCGCAAGAACGAUGAUCUGCUAGAGAAGGUCAAAGAGCAUGCUCGUACGGAUAUUAAAAUUGGGGCAAAAAUCUUUUUAACUCAUUUUUCGGAAGCCGGACUUACUGAGGCAGUCGAGACGUUAUUUGAGACUUUGAAUGUUUCCUAUUUGGACAAUUUGAUACUGGCCUAUCAUCCGCGAGCAGCUAACAGUUCAGCCGAUGGUGAAAUAAAUGGAGAAGUGAAGGAGGGAGUAAUCGAGUGGGCUGUUGGUAGCGAUAACGCUGUUGGAAAUCUGAAAAAGCUGUGGAGUAUAUUGGAAAAAUAUGCUAUAGACAAAAAGAUUGGCCAAUUAGGUAUCGCCGAUCUGGAUGUGGAUUCACUGCAAAAUCUAUAUGAAGGUUCCACCGUCCAUCCGUCCAUCACCCAGAUUAAUUUGGCAGCUUGCUGUGUAGUACCUCCGCAGCUGCAGGAAUACUGCGGUCAACAGGAUAUUCAGCUUUUGACACAUAGCGACCCUCAAGAUCUUCUACCCCGCCAAGUAUUGAAUGAAUUAGAACUUAGUGCAUAUCGAGCUACGUGGACCACUCGUUAUCAAGUGCACAUCAAAUGCCGCGGAGUGCUUGCAGCGAAAGGCUUUAUCGUUGGUUUAACCCGAAACUAGGACUCUCACAACAGUUUAUUGUAAUAGGUGGAUUAGCAUGGCAGGAAUGGUGAUUAUUAUUGAACUAAGCAGAAAAUGUCUAUAACAACAGUGUCAGUCCAACGAAAGAAAUAUAAUUCGUACAAAGUAUGUUCUAUAGGUAGGUGCAGGAUUUAAUGUACAAUGCUUCAUUGACGCAACACGCAAAUGGUUUAACUUUACUAGUAGGUGUACCGUGAACUGUGUCAAUCACUGUACUGCCUCAACUGUCGGCUGCACCGUCGAUAGGGGUUUGUGUCUUUACUACACUUGAACGCUUUCUCACUGUGGAAUAGCACGCAAAGUUGAAUGCAACAGAUAUAUCGAAGCAUAAUAUUAAAAUACCUCUAUGAAAAGUAUCGACGUUAACAGACGCUGGAUGGCUAGAACACACUGUAUUUAAUACAUGCUAACGUAGAAACUAUGUGAUGUAGUAGUAUACACAACCAACACAUUCAAAAUGCACUUGGGACAGUAGGAUGAGGCGCAAGUGAGAGAAUAAGCGGCUUAAAUUAGAAAACAAAAACACUUUAUACACGCAUUUUUACGUUAAAUGAUAGAUUGAAAAACAAUUGCAUUGAAUCAAAGUUAAUUGCUACCACUAGCAGGAGUGUGACGUGUGUUUCGUUUGGUAGCAAAAAAAACUUGAACUGAAAACUAUAUUAUUUUUGGGCAUUCUAUCAGUUUACAAUUAGCUAUUUUUCAGCAAUCCGAGCGCUAACUAUUUUUGAUAACGACUUUUCGUACCUCUAGUUUUUUUUGAAUGACGUGAACGUUUAUUGAUAAACUGAAAUCGAAAGGAAGGAAGGAUAGAAGAGAAUAAAGUUUUAGCAAA
Messenger RNA from Sabethes cyaneus, 2054 nucleotides. RefSeq names its product glutamate--cysteine ligase regulatory subunit (gene Gclm). Lineage: Eukaryota; Metazoa; Arthropoda; Insecta; Diptera; Culicidae. Gene Ontology annotation, cellular component: glutamate-cysteine ligase complex. Gene Ontology annotation, molecular function: glutamate-cysteine ligase catalytic subunit binding; enzyme regulator activity. The record is from RefSeq and is a predicted model, not a curated record. The transcript has 4 exons. The coding region runs from base 371 to 1201 and encodes 276 amino acids. Gene Ontology annotation, biological process: glutathione biosynthetic process.